Messenger RNA from Maniola jurtina (meadow brown), 2900 nucleotides. RefSeq lists its product as uncharacterized. Gene Ontology annotation, cellular component: ciliary basal body. Gene Ontology annotation, biological process: cilium organization. The transcript has 4 exons. The record is from RefSeq and is a predicted model, not a curated record. Bases 123 to 2141 code for a protein of 672 amino acids. Lineage: Eukaryota; Metazoa; Arthropoda; Insecta; Lepidoptera; Nymphalidae.
CAUUUUUGAAAUAUUUACAAGUUUUUUGACACAUUUUGUAAACAAUUCGUUAACAAGUUAAAACUGUGAUAUUUUAAAAUUAGCUUUAAUAUUUACAAGUAGAUUACGAGGAAAUCUGGAAAAUGGCGUUCAAUUUCGAUAGCGGGCAAUUCAACAAAGAAUCGACGCCGAAGCGCCUCGGCAACUGGCAGGUCCCUCGUUGGGCACCAACUCGAGCGAGGCCUCUAGAGAUGCGACCAGACCCGAAGCCAAUAUGCGACAUUAAUGGCCGUUUUCUGCCUGGAGCACCCAGGGGAUCUUCAAGGUGUUUCGGACACUAUACUGGCACUUGGGACCUACCUAGGAAGAUUACCAGAAAAGUUGCUGAGGAGUUGGCGAAAGAGCCCCCUGACGGAAGGUUCCCAGAUUGGUUGAAACUUCGUGUUCAAAGGCCAAAGGCGAUCGCAGGACGCGUGCGCGCCGGGAAACGCGGCAAGGCAGACGACAUCAAGCCGGCAGAGGAGCAUACUUUCGACGAUCAGGAUAAGGUAGGUGCUACAGAAACCCUAGACAAGCAUCCAGACGAACUUGAGGAUAACAACAAUAAAGAAGAUGACCCUUUGCAAUUGAGUACCCCAAAAGAACCAGUAGACGGUGAUGGCCACGGUCCUUAUAUACCUGGAUCAAAAACUGAACCAGAACAGAGACACGACAACUAUGAUCUUUUAGUGAAGGACGCUGUAGAACAACUACAUGGCCCACAAGAAAAUCCAACGGACGAAUUUUGGCGAAAAGUAGACGAAAAAGCUCAAAAAGACAAUGAGGUUAUGAAAUACGCUAAGAAAAGCGCAACACCGAAGUUACCUUACGUUAACGUAUCGCAGAAUUUCCAAUUCGCUAAAAAAAUGCACGCUGGUAAUUUAGAGCAUGAACCUCUCCCCGACACAUUAGGGUACCGUAAUAUGACAAAAGUAGGCGAACAUAGAGAUUCAGAUAUUGUUGUGAAACCAUACGCUAUUGGAUGGAAAGGUUAUGGAGCAUCUGGACCUACAUGUUGCACUAAAAUGCGCGUUCAUAGACCUAAAACAUGUGACCCGAAGAAAACUGAAGGUGAGGAUGACAAACGUAAACAGCGCCCGGCAACGUCUGAUCUAGCAAGCCAAUAUAAAAAGCCUCUUUCACUAAUGGAUUUAGCAAUUUGCUGGGAUUUCAAAACAGACAAUCCAAAAAGUGAACCCAGACCUCCAAAACAUAUAGACGGAUCGAACGGAUCAUUAGCGCCAGCUGUCUUUACAAUGGUACAUACGCCCAAAGAAGAUGCACAAGAAAACGUACUAUCACAUGCGUUACCAAUUUUUAACCAAAAUCGGCAAGGCGAUGAUCCAGGCCGACACAGCGUUCCACAUUUUGAAAAAGAUAUAACUAAGGAAAAAAGAAAAGAUUCCUGCGAAGUGCAGCACUGCCCACAGCAUAACGAAGCAAACAAGAUUAGCAAAUCCAGAUCAUCGAGUAGAAAGAGUUCGGCCCAAUCAAAUAAAAGUAUCUGUGAUGGAAUAAAUGGUUGCGGAACUUUAUCAGAUAUAAGCCAUAACAAUGUGGAUCGCGAAUCAAUACCUAAAAUAAACCAAUCUAAAGAAGCAUGGAAUACAGAAAGUAAAAGUAAAAAUUCAAAAUAUGAUAUUAAUCGUAAUCGUCACAGUAUAGAAUCGUAUGACAAGACCCCAUUAGCCCAAGGAAAGUUGCACCAGAGCUCGCCAAACGAAUCUGAAAUCUCUAGACAUUCUGCCAAAGCCUCAUCGAAAAAUAGUAAUUCUUCCAAUAAUAAUACUAAACACAAAAACUGUAUAUCGUGUAACGGAGCAAAAAUACCACAAGAUAAGAGGCAAAAAGAUGACUAUAAGUUUGCUUUUAAAGCUGGUAACCCGAAUUCGGUUCAAAGUAACACGUCAAAUGACUCUAAGGAUCUGAAAAUACCUAAGAUGCGCCAUCCUUACACAAAGAAGUCUUAUACUAUUCCCACUUUAGUCCCUCCUUUUAGUAUUUGGCGUGAUGCAAAUGCGACGGGCUAUCCUGAACAUUGGAGAUUGGCAAGCGUAUAUCAGCAUGCGUACAAACCACCUGAGCAACGACGUAAGCCGCUUAUUGAAAGCGUGUAUCAAUAAUUUUUUAGGUUUAUAACUGUCGUUUCAAAUACGAAGAACACUGGCAACAUUAUUCUGUAAGGGACUUGAUAUAGCAAGCGCCCCGGGCGCAGAGACGGUAUGCUGUAAAGACAAAUGUAUGGCGCUCUACUCUAUGUAACGACAUGGGCGCUUGUUGUAUUUCUCUACUACUCUCUUAUACUGCUUCUAUAUUGCUGUCUUAUAUCUAAAAGCCAUUAUCUGCAAUACAUUAAGAGUUAUCACCAUAAAAUUGGCAAUUUAGAAAACAUGUUUCUAAAAAUGUUUUCUAAGUAGAACCAAACUAAAAACCUUCGUCCUACGUAUCAUUCUGUCUCAGAAAUGCUAGUUUUUUAAAAUUUCCAUGUUCUUGGCUAUAACUCAAAAACAAUUUUUUGCAGUUAACAGUGUUUUAGAUAUAUCAACUUUGACUUGCGCUUAGUAUAUCAAGUCCCAAAAGCGCUUACCUGACAAAGCCUAUUUUUACUUAUCAUGUUCUAAAUUUUUCCUUAUUUUUAAUAAUAUCAAAUCAAAAAUAUUUGUGCAUAUACAGAGUGAUAUUACUGAUGUUCUUGUUGUUUAAACACCCUAAUGAUAUUGAGCUACGAUUUAAAAAUAAAUAAUCUGAGGUGGCAACUAGCAACAUCUGGCAAUGGAAUAUUUUGACAUUGAUAUUAUUUAUUAUUAUCAAUCAAAUACACCUGUUGGGUCCAAUAAGUCAAUGUAAAAUUGUUAUGUGUAAUAAAAAUUAAAAUUCUGUGA